UACUUCCGGUGUGUUUCGAGGCGAAGCAAUGUUGAAGGAGUACAGUCCUGUCGCUCAGGCCCUACUGGGUACACUGUUUACCUGGGCAUUGACAGCGCUUGGAUCGGGGCUUGUAUUUGUCUUCAAAAGCGGCCAGAGAAAAAUACUCGAUGGAAGUCUUGGAUUUGCUGCAGGGGUGAUGACAGCAGCUUCCUACUGGUCCCUGCUGGCUCCAGCUAUAGAGUUUGCUGAGCACUCCGGACUUUAUGGAACGAAUGGAGAGUGGGCUUUCAUCCCUGUGGCUGUGGGAUUUGUUCUUGGAGCCCUAUUUGUCUAUGCUGCAGACAUAGUUUUACCUAAUAUGGGAGGAAGCCCAUCCGAUCUUGCCCUUUCCCUGGAUGUGGAGACCAAACUAGAAAAAGAUGGCAAUUUGAAUUAUUCCCCUUCUCCCGAAUUUGCUCAAGGUUAUGAUGAUAACUUUUCCAAGUCACCAGCAGGCACGAGACAGAGGCGACCAGUGCCUACCGACAAUUAUUACCAGGCUGCUUCUAGUCAUGAGUCUAUAGACUUGUCAGUCUCUGAGAGGAACCUUACAGAUUCCAGGAAUACAAGCUGGAGAAGAAUACUGUUAUUAAUAGUAGCCAUUACAAUUCAUAAUAUACCAGAGGGCCUUGCUGUAGGUGUGGGCUUCGGUGCUAUAGGGAAGACAAAAACAGCUACUUUUGAAAGUGCAAGGAAUUUAGCAUUUGGAAUAGGUAUACAAAACUUCCCAGAAGGACUUGCUGUUAGUCUUCCACUUAGAGGCUCAGGGAUGUCUGUGUUCAAAAGCUUUUGGUAUGGUCAGUUGAGUGGAAUGGUGGAACCUGUUGCUGGGUUAUUUGGUGCAGCGGCAGUGGUCGUUGCCGAACCUCUCCUCCCCUAUGCCUUAGCCUUUGCUGCUGGUGCUAUGAUAUAUGUUGUUGUGGAUGACAUCGUCCCUGAAGCCCAUACAUGUGGCAAUGGCAAAGUAGCUUCCUGGGGUGCUAUCCUUGGAUUUGUGGUGAUGAUGUCAUUAGAUGUGGGACUUGGCUGAAUCAGGGUCACUGAGCACGAUUCCGCCCAGUAAUCCCAUGGAUGGACAGAUCUAUAUGCAGUCAUACACAGAAUCCUCUCAACUACCACCGCUGCCAACAUCAACCACAUAGAAUUCAUUUUACUCUUAUCCCUUCAUAUACCGCAAGAAUAAUGGACCAAUGUUAUUUUUUAUAUAGACACUUAAUAGGGUUCUCACUAAGUGGUUCUCUCAUUUCAUUUUGUUUGCUUGUUUGUGGUUCCAACACACCUAUGAAUUUUAAGCAGUCACUUAAAAUGAAACUAUUCUGUCUAUUAAGCAGAUAAAUGACUGUUUAAAGACUGAACAUGUCUUAAGAUGAACCUAAAAUGAAAAUCCUCUAGUCAAGAAUCUGCCAUAAAGAAUUGCUUUUAUAUUGAAAUAUAUUUAAAGUUUUCUGUAGUAUAAAUAUUGACUUCCACUCUCUGGAAUGGACACACCAUACAUGAGAAAGAAGUUCGGAGUGUUCAUUAGACUUCCAGAACAUUGUAUAUCUAUAGGUACAUCUGUCAUAUAGUCUUUUUCAUUAUGCACUGACAAAUUUCCUUAUGUUUUAAACAGUUCAAUAACUCCUCGAUACACCAGCAAUUGAAAACACCAUUUACAUAAGACGGAUACCGCUAAUCACUAGUCCAGCAACAAUAGUCCAGCCACUAAUCACACUCGUUCCACAAAACCUUCACUGAAUGACAGACUUGUAUCACAUGAUUUAUUACUCGUUACUGCACAACUCAUCACUGCAUUAAUCACUUUCUUGCUACAAGUCGUAUCCAA
Molecule: messenger RNA, 1843 nt
Organism: Haliotis rubra (blacklip abalone)
Lineage: Eukaryota; Metazoa; Mollusca; Gastropoda; Lepetellida; Haliotidae
Product: zinc transporter ZIP11-like
Exons: 10
Coding region: 29-1051 (340 amino acids)
Biological process (GO): zinc ion transmembrane transport
Cellular component (GO): membrane
Molecular function (GO): zinc ion transmembrane transporter activity
Source: RefSeq, a predicted model, not a curated record